Peronospora matthiolae is the source of this 2691-nucleotide messenger RNA. The record is from the annotation of a GenBank genome assembly. NCBI's taxonomy places the organism in Eukaryota, Oomycota, Peronosporomycetes, Peronosporales, Peronosporaceae.
AUGACAACUCGAGCUCGAGUUGGGAGAGGGGAAGAAGCGUCUACGCUGGAGGUGGCUGUCGAGAACCAGCUCUUUGGCAUGCCACAUGACCGCAACGUGAUGCAACGGGACGCGGCGGUCAGGUAUUCCGACCGUCUGGAGAACGCAUACAAGCAAAAAGACCGGGUCUUGGCGACGUCAGAAGGGCGAGAGGAGGAAUUGCGUGCUUACAAUCAAGUUUCUGGAAAGUGGCGUUUCUAUCGCACGCUAUGCCAAGUCCGCUUCGGCUACCUGUCGUUCCUCGUGGUCAUGAUGGUGCUCAUGUUCUCGUUUACGCUGUUGAUGGAGAUCUUCUUUUCGAUUUUCCUGCCGAGUGCAAAGUACGAUGAGUACUAUACACUGCGAGCUGUAGUCUUGUUGGUGCUGCUGCCGGUGGUGCUGUUUAUCUUGUCCUAUGUUUUUGAGGAGGCAUCUCGACUUUUUCUGGAUGCACUCAACAAAUCCGAUGGCUCGUUGCCGAACUUUCGAUUGGCGCUGGCUGUUGUCAUCCACUACCUUCGCCAUCGGAGAGAGCUACUGAAGUUUGAAGAAUCGGUCAACAUGGCCCAGGAAGACAGUACAUUAUCAGUGGGUGACAAGCAGCGGACAAGUCAGACUUCAGGGGGAAAAGACAGGGCAAAGGGGUCAUUGCUACUAACGGCAGAGACCGACCCGUUCUCGGAAGACUACAAAGCGGAAGACGAUGAACUUUGGGAUCGCACGGAAGCAGCUGCGCCGGAGCAACAGGCUGUAGCGGAAGCGGUAGAUACCCGCUUAGCGAGGCCGUCUACUGUCGGCGAGUGCUCGCCAAAGAAGAAUGCACUGAAACGAUGGAAGCGCGUUCAAGCAGCCGUGAAGACUACGGUGGUUAUUCGAAAUGUGCAGGAAGAAGGACCCGCUAUCGAUCUAUCGACUUUUGUUGCCGUGGAUGUUGUGUGUCCCGUACUUUUCGAGGUCCUGACGGCUUGUUCGAUGAUAGUUGAGUUCGUAGCAACCUGGUCGAUGUCGGACGCGUUCUUAGUGUACGUCCAAACAGGGUUCUGGUCCGUUGGCGUAUACCUGAUGUUAUGGAUGAUAGCGCAUUUUUGGAGCAGUCGUAAUGAUAAAAUGCGGAUGAUAGUGAGCAAUUAUCGCCGUCGAAGGCGCAUAUUGCGUCGAGCAGUUUGCGCACUUGAAGAGAAAAAGCGCGCAGAGCACUUGUGGUUGCUGGACGUAGGGUUUCGCUUCGUGCACCACGUGGGGGUCGUACUGCAUCCUACGCGUUGGCUGUGUUUCAACAAAGUAAAGUGUCACAAGAAGAAGCAGAGCGAAGUGCCAACUGACGGGAUCGCAAUUCCAGUUGCAGCAUCUCAAGGCUCUGAUGUGGAUGCAGGGCGAUCACGUGCUGCGUCUGUGUACCUUUCGCAUCGCCAGCAGGUGCAAGAAUUCCGAGAAUGGAUACGCGCACGCAAUCCGUGGCACCGCUUGUCUACCAACAGCCAUGCCGUGCUGUUGUUGGUGCUUGUGAUCGUGUCUGCUUUGGUUUCAUUGAAAUCCUUUUUUGUCGGAUGGCCUAUAAUGGGUAUGUGCCUCAUCACCUUGAGCUCCGUCGUCCAAAAACGAUUCCCGCAGAUCUUCGGCCAAGCGUUUCGGAAGUUCAUUUCGGCUUUCGUGAUCGUAUCACUCGUCUUCUUUUCGUCUUCGUUUAUUAUCGGCACUUUUGUAUCUGGUGAGACAUUCAAGUUGGGACCGUUUGAUGAUUCCACGGAGCAAGUAUCAAGCGAGCUCAAAGCGACGCACGGCAUAUCAGCUUCUGUUACUGUUAACGGGAAAGUGAUUAACUUUGAUGCUACGUCUCAAUACGCGGCGUGCAGCAUCAGCUACCAAGGGCUUUCAGUGCUGGAUUUGGCGUUGGUGGCCGACGCCGCAUAUGGCUCGACCACGGAUACUCAGCGAUCAGCACUUGGUAAUCGUUUCAAUGGAACUCAGCUGGAUGACUGGAAGUAUGCUGCACGCAACAACGAAAGCACGGACGGGCAAACGUGGAUGGAGAUUUAUUUCCCAGCAGUCAACAUGACGGUCAUCGCGGUGCGAGGUACUGCCUCCGCAACGGAGGCUCUCGAAGACAUGCACUUUUGGUUCGGUAUCUCCAUCAUGCAGGCGGCGAACAUUUUUGUGCCAUUUCUGAAACAGUUACCUCGCGCUUUUGUGGUACGAAUGCUGUCCAUGCGCCUCAUCUCAAGUGUGAUGCCGUCGCCCGUUUAUACGGAUGUGUUGAAUCACGCCGUUGACACACGUGCGCGCGUGGGAGAAAAUCUCGUAAUCACGGGACAUAGUCUAGGUGGGGCCAUUGCUGCUAUGAUCGGUGCCAAGACCAAGACGAGCGCCGUGUCCUUUUCAGGACCUGGACUGCUUUACUCGCUGGGACGCUUCGACAUCACCUCUCGAGACGUUCGCGACUAUGUUUUGACGAUGAAACCCAAGAAGGAUAUCGUCCCGCGGGUAGACCAAUUGGGUGGCUUGGUGCAGGAGAUUCGCUGCAAAAAAGCGUCUCCAAUGGGCUGCCACAGUAUGAGUACUCACCUGUGCGAGUUAUACUUCUCUUGCGGUGACCUACGACAUCGUAACUGGUCGAAGAAUCAGCAGUGCAUUGCAUACAAUGCACUGACAUCGGAUGACGACGAUGAUGAAUAG